This is a messenger RNA of Heterotrigona itama, 11432 nucleotides long. The record is from the annotation of a GenBank genome assembly. NCBI's taxonomy places the organism in Eukaryota, Metazoa, Arthropoda, Insecta, Hymenoptera, Apidae.
AUGGUGGUGAUUGACAAGCGUAGAUCGUUGAUAGUGUCCACCGCUGGCCAUUUCUUUGGCGUGCCUGUGAAAGACGACGAAACGAACGCCGAUGAACAAACGGUGUUAGGUAAUUUCUUGGACAGAGCCGGAUGCAGAAUUCUUUGUGCACAACCGGAUGUAGAGGAUGAGGAAGUACGGCUGAAGUUGAGUAACGAGCUACAAGUUGGUAGAAACACUUUAGUUUUCUUCAAGUUAACAGAGGCACCGGUGACAGAGAGGAAUUUUCACGACCUCGUUCAAGUUACGACGACCGGCAGUGGGAAAGGAUCGGCGUUAGUCGAGGCUCUUCGUCAAGUAUGGGCGCCGACACUUCGAUCUUCCGGUCUCAAUUCUGCCUGUUUGAAGAAGCUGGAGGAGAAUCUUCUCGGCUCGGCGGCAACGACUUCCGUCGUCGAGGAGGAGGAUUGUUGGAGAAAGACAUGGGAGGACGCGAAACGAUUGCACGACAAAACGAUUUACGCGGAGGCUGUAAAAACCUUGAGAAGCAUCAGGACCGAGUUGGAGAGUGCGGCGGUGGCUAGGGAUGGUUUAAUUAGCGUGGAUGACGCUGUCGAAGCAGUCUCAGGAUACGUCGACGAUUUGUGGAAAUUAGGUGACCUAGUGUACACCGAGGAACGGAUGAAAUCAUUCUUGGACGUCAUUGGAGACGAAUUAGUAUCUCUCGUAAGGAAUACAAUCGAAGAGAUUCGAACUACCGACGAUCGAAUAAAAAUUGAAGCGAUAACGAGCGGUGCGGGAAUCUGCGAGAAAUGGGCAGACAUGGUGGAAAAAUUCACCACGUUGUUUUGGCCUCAUCAUUCAGUUCAUCCGUGGAACGGUGGAAGUUUCGUACCUGCAAAAUGCUCGCGUAUUGGCAAACGUCUCAGGCAAAUUGGCGAGCUACGUGCUCAGUAUAGGCAAUUGACCAGGUUGCUCACUUCUAACGAGAGGUCUGGACUUGGUGCUGAUACCUUGAUGCAAUGUUUCGACGUUAAAGUGGUCUUCGAUGACGACGACAGAGGCGUUGAAUGGAACCGAUUGAAGAGAAGAGUCGAAGAAGGAUUGAUACCCGCCGAAGAACGAGUGGCGCAGAAACUAAAGUCACAAGUCGCCGAUGCCAACACGCCAAACUCCCUGCUCGCGGAAUUUCGACGUUACUUCGAGUUGAUGAAGAGAGACGGUUUGAAACGAGCUCUUCGUGGAGAACGAGAGACCUUGCUCUCGGCUUACAGAGAUCUUAUAGAGAAUUGCUUGGCUGGUCCGGACACGGGAGACUUGUUGGACAGUCCGAGGAUACUUCAAGAGGUCCAAGCUGCUCGAUCCGCGGAAUUAAGACUGGAAAGUUUAAACAAAUUGGGGAAGGAAUUGCUGGCGGAUCUACCUGGAUACGAAGAGAUCUCGUCGAGGGUAACGACUGUUCUGAAAGACGUUGAAAGAAAGAGGCAGAACUUCGUCGAUACUUGGACCGAGGAAACGAAGGAAGCUGUCGCAAGAAAGGAACUGACGCUAGGCACCGAUUCCGCGGUUGUCGAGCUAACUGGUACCAGUAUGAUGAGAGUCACGUACGAUCCAAGGCUGAUGACUUUGAUCAGAGAGGCAAGGGCACUUUCCAGCCAAGGUGUCGAGCUUCCUCGCGAGGUGAGGGAGCUGGUCGAAAGGGCAGGAUCUUUGGCCGGACGUGCCAGGGCCCUCCAACAAGUCGCCACCUUUCAUAACACGAUUGGCGAUCGUAUGGUACCGUCUCAAAGACCAUUGAUGCUUACCACCGCGUUGGAAUUGGCACGAGCCGUUCAAGAACAAUCCGGCGUGGUUUGGUCCGAUCCACAGGCUGUCGACGCUUACACUUCUAGACUGAAAGAAUUGGUAAGGAAGUUUGCACAACAGAACUCGGAGCUGGCGGCGAAGCACAGUUCACUGCGGGACCUGGUGUCCAAUUUGCUGAAAGGGGAAACUGUCAACAUGAUCGGGAAUCAGAACGCUUGGAAAGACACGUUGAUGAACAUGAGAACGGUGGUCGAUACCGUGGAGGCUGAAUAUGGAAACACAAAGGCAUGGAAGUUACACUGGGACAGACAGCUGCUAAAGGCGUUAGGCGUGGCUUACAGAUGGAAUAAUAAAGUAAAAAACUUGCUCUCUACCACCAGAGGCGCGUUGCCGUUGUUGCUGAAAAAGUUGCCGGAAGUUAAAGUGGAGUUGACUUUCCGCGACGGCUCGUUGCAGUGGCGACCAUCGCUCGAGGAAGUCCGUGCAAAAUUGUACUCGUCGAUUCGUCGAUCGCUCUCGAUCCCCAUGAACUUCAGAGGCGUCGGCGACGCGUCCGAGGCGCAUUUCGGCGGCCUGAUACAAAGGUGCUGUUACUUGUUCGGCGGCGUUUACAAGCAGGCUGAGAUCGUUCUCUCCGCUUUGGAAACGCUUCGUACGAAAUGGCUGUACCUGGCCGCGCCGGCGAAAAUCGACGCUGCUGAACGGUUGGAAGGUUACGCAGCAGCGACGUGAAAAUCUGGUGCAUCACCGUGGACACAGCAACGACCAGAAACGAUUUAGAAUCAGCCUCGCGUCGUUAUUGGGAACGUUUGUGCUCUGAUCUGAGGGUGGAAGCGUCCUCGAGGCUGGUCGCCAUCGUGGACUUCCUUUCGUCUGCCUCGAAAGAACUUGAACGCAGACCUCGAAACGUGGAGGAAGUUGGAUCGGCUUACGAAGCUCAUGCACGGAUCGAAGGUCAAUCUUCUGGCAUGGCCGAGGAGAUGGAAGCCGUUGCUGGCCUGUCGAAAGUGCUGGCUGUUUGGACUAGCGAGAAACUCGAAGGUGUCAGCGCGGCGUACACAGCCUGGCAAGAUCUAGCCGAUCGCCUAGAGCGUCACAAAGCCGUGAUAGAUCGCGAGCUCGAGGACGCGAAGGUAAACCUUCGUCACAGAGCGGUAGCUCUGCGAGACGAGAUCGAAAGGUGGCAAGCAAAGUGGCUGUCGAAGCCGGAAAUCCUCACGUUAGACUGGAUCAUCUCGAUGAAAGAAAGAUGGACGUACUUGAAAGAGCAAUUGGACGUCCUGAGAAACGACUGCCGCAAAAUCGAACUGAACGUCGACGAUGUUCUAGAGGGCGACGAGGAGAACAUGAAGAAAUUGGAGCUACAGCUGGAGGUGGAGGAAUCCAAUUGCCGAUUCCAAGCGGAAUUUUUAGAGGAAUUGAAGAAUCAAGAGGACGAAGAGUGGACGGUGGCCAGAAGGAGAUUACCUAGACUUCACGAUUGGCUCGAUUCCUGGGAAAGCAGGAUAAAAGUUCAGUUAAAGGAUCGGCUGAAAGAGGAGUCGACGGAUCAGAAGAAUAAUUUAGAAAUGGGCACGUUCGUUGGUAAGAAGGUUCGCCAGGUGAGAGGGACUAUCGAAUGGCUGCAACUUCUUCGCGGUGACGAGGUUGCGGAUGAACAUUGGGGAGAAUUGAUGCCACUGUUGGAGCUGAGGGACGUGAAGAGCGUGAGGGACAUCACGUUAGGUCACCUGUUUCGCUCCGCGCAGAAGAUUCAAGAGAACGUUGACAAAAUAAAGGAAAUAACGAAGAGAGCUGCGGCAGAAAGUGGUAUCCGACAAGGGUUAAUGGAGUUGGAAUCUUGGGAAGCGUCGGCCCAUCUUCAGCUACAAGAAUCGAGGGACAGUAGAAAUGCCGUCAUUACUCUCGUCGAGGAGUAUGGCAGUUUGUUAGCAAGAGCAGGUGAAUUAAGGCUUCUAUUGGAGGGAGCAAAGGGUGCGUCAGGAUACGAAAGGUUCGCAGCUAGAGUUGGACGAUGUGAAGCUGGAUUGUCCGAGGUCGAAGAGCGAAUAAAAGCUUUGAGUACCAUACAGAGAAAGUGGGUUUACCUGGAGCCAGUCUACGAAGGUGGCGCUGCCCCGAACGAUACUGGCAGAUGGUCCAGAGCUAACAAAGAAUUUAGAUACCUUAUGGGUGAGGUAGCUCGUGAUCCGAGAGUGUCGUCUUUGAGGAGACUUUCACUUUCGGCUUUUACAAAUCUGAAGGACUUGCUCGACAGAUGUCAGAAAAGCCUCGACGAGUAUUUGGAGGACGAUAAUGGACUAACGGCUGUUGUAUCGCCAGAAGGUGAAGUAUUGCAAUUAUCCAAGCCUGUCGAUCUUCGGGACCCAUUACCACGAUGGUUGAGUAAUCUCGAGGAAGGCAUGAAAAAUGCUCUUCGACAGAGUUUGGAAAAAUGUUUGAUGGACGCCACGCCUGAUCCGUCGUCUUAUCCGACUCAAGUUCUACUGCUAUCGGAGAGGAUUCGUUUCACGGAGCGAUGCGAAGCCGCUUUGAAGGAAAGUCGUUCAGCUUUAAAGAAGCUCGUUGAAUAUCUAGAGACACAACGAGCUAGAUACAGGGGUUUGGAAGACGCUGGUGAUAAAUUAACGGCAUUAAAAGCACGUGGCCUUCUGCUCGAUACAGUUCACCAUCUGGAGAUAGUCAGAAAUCUUUUAAACGUCGCACAACAGGAAGAGUCCAGUGUUUGGGCCUGGCAGAGACAACUAAGAAGUUACAGAACCAACAAAGGAGCGGUUGUACGGUGUGCCGGUGCCGAAUUUCCGUACCGUUUCGAGUAUCAAGGCGCGGCGGUGGGACUGGUUCAAACGUCAUUAACCGAAAGGUGUUUCUUGGCACUUACUCAGGCGAUGAAGCUCGGUUUGGGCGGCAGCCCUACCGGGCCAGCUGGAACUGGAAAAACCGAGAGCGUGAAAGCUCUUGGCGCUAUUCUCGGCAGGCUCGUUUUAGUUUUCAAUUGCGACGAAGGAAUGGACGCCGGAAGUAUGCGACGUAUCCUAGGUGGCUUGGCCCAGGCCGGCGCGUGGGGUUGUUUCGACGAGUUCAAUCGCCUCGAAGAGGAAACACUGAGCGCGGUGGCGAUGCUCGUCAGGCCGUUGCAGGAAGCAGUUCGCGAUGGCUCCACCGAGGUUCUGUUGGACGAUCAGAAAGUGAAACUGGAUCGUCACUGUUGCGUCUUCAUCACGAUGAAUCCCGCUGGCUCCGAGUAUGGCGGCCGUCGCAAGCUCCCGGAUUCUCUGGCGCGGUUAUUCAGACCCGUUGGAAUGGCGCAUCCGGACAGGUCUGACAUUGUGAGAGCAUUGCUGGAAUGCGCUGGAUUCCUGGACGCGGCGACACUGGCGAAACAGCUGGUGGAAACGCUGGAUAUCGCGGAGAUACUGCUGUCGAAUCAGCCGCACUACGACUGGGGCCUUAGGGCGCUUAGAUCCGUGCUCAACGCCAUCCCCGCGAAAACUGAAUUGGAUGAAACAAGCAGACUAGUGGCCGCGAUCAGGGCAUCGACGUUACCGAAACUGACAGAGGAAGACACUGCACGAUUCCUCUCUCUGCUGGAGGACGUUUUCCCAAGAGCAGACCCGUCGUUGUCCACGUUGAUCGAAAGGCAAGAUCUGCAAGACGCUCUGCUCGAACUUUGUGCUGAACAAGAACUGGGCAAGGAAAUGGCGAACAGAUGUAUUCAGCUGAACGACCAGUUGAAAAGCAGAACUGGAGUGGCGAUUGUCGGGCCACCGGGGUGCGGUAAAACCACCAUCAGGAAGCUUCUGUGCGACGCGCUAACGAAAAUCGGCGAAACGAUCGUUCAGUUUCACGUGUUUCCCGGGGCGAUGCCGAAAUCGAGGCUUUUGGGUCGUGUCGAUCCACAGACCAGAGAAUGGAAGGAAGGUCUGUUAUCCAGCGCAGUUGUAUCGGCUGGCGAUUCUACAACUUGGAUUAUUUUGAACGGCGACGUAGAACCAGAUUGGGCGGAGGCUCUAAACUCUGCUCUAGACGACAAUCGAUUGCUGACUUUGCCGAACGGCGUGGGUGUGAGACUCGGUCCUAGGACAAAGUUCAUUUUCGAAACUCACAAGCUCGACGACGCGAGUCCUGCAACGGUGUCGCGAUUAGGGGUGGUUCAUUUGGGCUGGACGAGUCCUAAAUCUUUGCUGGUGUCGUCGCGAUUGAAUGCAAUCCCUGAGGCAGCAAAGGAACUCGCAAACUCUCAUCUUUGUUCGUGCGUCGAGGAGUGUCUGAAGAUCAACGCGGACGUUUCGUCAGCGUCGGGCUUAAUGGACUCGACGUUUUGCCAUUUGAAGGGCUCUCGCACCUGCACUUCCGCUUCUUACGCUCUCCUCGCAUCUUUGUGCAAUCAAAUAGGCAAUGAAAACUCCAGGGAUAAAUUAGCACGGUUGAUCUAUCAACUCACUGACUGCUGGUGCCCAGAUCCACAGAAACCGUGUUUCGUAGUAUAUAAUCAAGAUGCAGACAGAUUGGAAGCUAUUGGCGACUCUGAUGAAUCCACGGACACUGACGAUGGCCCCGUCUCACUGUCAGGCGCAAUGAGAGGAGCAUUGUCGUCUGUGUUGCCAUGGAUGAGAAACAACCAGUCGAUUAUGAUAAGAGGGCCAGAGGGUUGUGGGAAAAGCACCCUGAUAUCUGUCAUACUUUCUUCGAUACGGAACGUCGAGCAAUCGACUUUGAUAAAAGGUUCGUCUCUCUACGGACCUCAAGAUCUGGUGACCAAGUUAAAACGGGGUUGCGUGCAACUAAAUUCGUCCUCCCAUGGAAGAACGUACAAACCUAGAAACGGAUCUAGAGUCGUUUUGAUCUUAGAGGAUGUGCAUCUUGCAUCGAACGACUUGCAGGAACUGGCGCGAGAAUUGAUUCAGGAAGGAGGAUUCCACGAGGAAGAUCUGGAAUUCGCAAGAGUCCCACUAACGAUUCUAUGCACAGCAGACGCGACGACUCGAUUGCAUCCGAGACUCGAAGCUCUCUUGUCCACUCACUAUCUCCCAUAUCCAAGUUCAAAGGACAUAAUGGCUAUCUUGGAAUUGCAUCUGAGGGACUCUUUGAAAGGGGAUCACGUUAUGAUCGAAUCUUGGAUCGCGCAAAUGGCACCUGUCAUACUAGACGCAUUUCGAUCGAUCAAAUCUUCUUAUGGCUCGUCCAUCGAUUGGACACCGAAGAAUUUGGUCUUAUGGGCAGACAGCUUGAAGUAUUAUCCUUCCCCAGAGGACGAAUCGAAUAUCACGCGUCAUUUACUCGAUGCUGGGAAACGUCUGUUCUAUCCUAGCCUGUAUUUCCCGAUUUUUACAUUUCUGCUGGACUGCAAAGAGUUUUUCACUUUUCGUUCUGUCGAUCGAGCCAGGCUGACGUCGAAAGAUCAGGCUCGCUGGGAAUCCAUUAUCCUAUCGAAGACCUCGACAUCGGUGACGCUGGGAGGCGAUGUGUACAUAUGGAAACGUGGAAACAAUGGGUUGCUGGUAUUGGACGAGGAACAGUGGCGGAAGGAGAUAAUUAACGCAGCAGCGAGAUGCGCGAGGGAAGGCGAUCCGGUACAUGCAUCGAUUUCGUCUCACCUGUUGCACACGGUGGCCGGUUUGAGCUGGACAUUUGGAACGAAUCUGAGGGGUGUGAUUUUAGUUGGACGACCCGGUGCUGGAAGGAAAUCAGCAGUGAGACUCGCUGCCAUGUAUUCCUCUCUUCGUCUGAUAGACUCGGGACCUGGUCGUGGUCGAACAUCGGUGAAAACGGCAGUUCAAGCCGCUGGAAUCGACGGUGAGCCGACUUUGCUUUUGCUAGAAGAGCAUCAUAUGAGGGAAGCUGGCUUGGCUGUUUUGGCCAGUGCAAUAGUGUCGAGAGGGGAACUUCCAGGGUUAUUUACAGUGGAGGAACUCGACGGGUUAAUAGCGCCGUUGGCUGACGUAGCGAGAAGAGAAGAUUUUUCCAGCAUGUUGGAGCAAUAUCUCUAUCAUCGUCUACGCAGUUACCUUCGAGUGGCCAUAAUCCUGGACAGCAGAGAGCUUCGUUCGCCCUGGUUGUCGCGUUCUGGACUUCUCAGUCAUUGUGCGUUGAUCAGCCCUGGAGUUGGCAGCGAAUGGUGGUCCUGGGAAGAUGCUUUGACCGAGAUAGCCUGCCAACAAAUCGGCCUCGACGGCGAGGACCGCGAAGAAACACCGCCUGGCGUUAAAGUGAUGGUGAAGGCACAUCUCGAUGCACCGCGACAGCAGCAGGCCCCUGCUCGAUUCUUUGCUCUGUUGCACACUUGGAAGCAUCUGCACGUGACUUGGAACGAGGAGGUGGAGCAGAAAUUAAACAGUCUCGAUGCCGGCGUAGGAAAGUUGAAGGAAGCUGGGGCGCAAGUCGCUAAACUCGAGGACGAAGUUUCGAAACAGCGUCAGGAGCUGGAGGCAGAGAAAGGACGUGCCAAUGCAGCGCUCGAGCAAAUCACCGCGACGAUGAGAGGUGCCACGGGUCAAAGAGGCGAAAUGGCCAACUUGAAAGCCGAAACCGAACAGGAGAGCACAGAAUUGGCUCGCAGGAAGGCCGAAAUCGAAGGGGAAUUAGGGAAAGUGGAGCCGUUAGUGGAACAAGCGGCGCAAGCAGUGGCUGGCAUCAGCGCUGACGCAUUAGCGGAAGUUCGUUCUUUGAGAGCACCUCCAGCGCCUGUGAGAGACGUCCUCGAGGGUGUCCUUCGUUUAAUGGGCAUAAAAGACACGUCUUGGAAUAGCAUGAAGACGUUCCUGGCGAAGCGCGGUAUUAAGGAUGAAAUAAGAACGUGGGACGCGAGAAGAAGCACACCGUCGAGUCUGGAGGCGGUUGCCAAGUUGGUCAAGGAGCGGCCGGAGAGUUUCGAGGAGAAAACCGCGAAACGAGCUUCGGUGGCUGCGGCUCCUUUGGCCGCCUGGGUCCUCGCGAACCUUCAAUAUGGCCAGAUUCUUCAGCAAGUCGCGCCCCUUGAGAGAGAGCAACGACAGCUGGCCGAACGUUUGUCAGCGGCAGAGGCACAAAUUGGCAAGUUAGCAGAGGGGCUGAACACGGUGGAAAGUCGUGUGGCGCAGCUUCAAGAGGAACUAGCAGAACGCUCAAGGGGUGCAGCCGCGCUUCAACUACGCGCCGAGACAACAGAGGCGAGGCUAGCGACUGCAAGAGCGUUGCUGCAGAAAUUGGACACGGAGCAUCGCGACUGGCAAGCGCAAUUAGAGGAACUGACCAGCAGAAAACAAAAGUUGGACGUCGAGGCUGCUAAUGUUGCAUCUCUGCUGGUUUACGAAAAUCUUGGGAAAGAUGACAAAUGGAAGAAAUCAGCCAUAGAUCUCUUGAUCAGCGAGAGAGAAAGGCUACUGUGGCGAGCUCAGGGUUUGCCAGCGGACACCGGAAGUCUGGUCGGUGCAUCCUGCGCUCUCAGAGGCCCCUUGGUUCCCAUAUUCAUCGAUCCGUCCGGCCUGGCAGUGUCGUGGCUGAAAAACAACGCCGACUCAAGGAUGGAGGUCACAAAGCCGGAGGAUGCUAAAUUUUUGACCACGUUGGAAUUGGCUGUUCGGUUUGGCAAACCAUUACUGGUGGAGGAACUCGUUGAAUUCCCAUCGAUUCUGUUGCCAUUGCUGCGUCGACGUCCCCUGAAACUCGGCGAAAGAACGUUACCUGCGCCUCAAGGCUUCAAACUUUUCUUGGCCACUAGACGAGACAAAUUGGAUGGUUUCCCGAAGGAAGUCGACGCGGUUUUGUUCAAAAUUGCACUCGGUGCCGGCACCAAGAGUUUGGCCGAGAGAUUCGUCGAGAAGGUUCUGUUGAAGGAGACGCCGGAACUGGCGACACAGAGGAAGGAGGCGUUGGAACGCGAAGAAAAAUUAUCAGGAGAACGGGACACCGCGAGAUUGGAUCUGUUGGCGCAGCUGGCCACGGCCAGAGGUCAAGAUCUCCUUCAGGAGUCUGAAGGAUCGCACGGCGGGCUUUUGUCAUCGUUGGAAGCCACUCAAUCGAAAGCCAAGGAAAUAGCUCUAGCACUUGAGCAGAGCCGACGAAGCUUCGAAGAUGUCACCAGGAGAGCCAAAGAGCAUGAGAAAUUGGCGAAAUUCGCCGCCAACUUGUACAAAACUGUAAGAGGACUCACCGCAUUGAAUCCGCUGUACGUGUUCUCGGCGGAAGCUUUCACUGAUAUUUAUUUAGAGGCGGAAGAUUACAGGAGAUCGAUAUUGUCCCAAGACAAAAGGGAACAAGACAGGCUGAUCGAGAAACGGCUGACAGCUUUAACUCUUCAUCAUUGCUCGAGGGCUGUGUACAGGGAACAUCGAUUACCAAUCGCGUUACAAUUGGCGCUUUCGUUGAACUCCGUGCCAGACGUCGAGAGGAAUUUCUUAUUAGGCGAAGUCCCAUUAAACGGCGACGAGGAUACCGACUACAAAAUACCUGAUUGGGUGCCGGAAGAGAGGCGUUUAUCAGUCCGGGCGUUAGCCUCGUCGUUCCCGCAAGUAACUGCGAGGAUGAAGCAAUCCUGGUUGAACGAUGUGAACAACAUUUACGCGGAGAGCAAUUUAACUACGUUCCAAAAAAUUCUACUGAUAAAGACCCUACGUCCGGACUAUCUGCACACGGCUCUCUCGAAACUGGCUGCCGAAGUACUAGGCGUGAAAGAUUUGGCGCCACCGCACUGGUCCCUGAGAAAGGUAGCCGAGAACGAAGCUACAUAUCCCGUGCUGUUACUUCUGUCACCGGGAGCUGAUCCCGGUUCUGAGCUGAGAGCAUUAGCCAGUAAUCGGGUCGCAUCGGCCACAGGAUUCGUCGAAGUGUCUCUCGGACAGGGUCAAGUUGCUCAGGCGGAACUGUCGCUUGAGAAUGCUUGCCGGGACGGAAGCUGGAUACUGUUGAGCAACCUGCACUUAGCCUUGAACUGGCUUCCCCGACUGGAGAGUCUGCUCAGAUCGCUCUGGUGCAAGAAGAAUCCCACGGCAAGGAUCUGGUUAACGACGGAAGAAUGCGGGCGAUUCUACCCGAGCCUCGCCGGCCUUUGUUUGAAGCUCGCAUACGAGCCACCGGAGGGUGUGAAAAGGAACGUGAAACGAUCGCUGCAGCAACUGCAUCAGAAACACCGGAGAGACGUGAACGUUUCCGGUAGCUUGUUGCUGUCGUGGCUGCACGCAACGCUGCAGGAACGAAGGAAAUUCGUUCCUCAGGGUUGGAUAAGGCCGUACGAGUGGAACGAGUCCGAUCUCGAGGCAGCCUACGAAUUGGUAGUGAAAGAAAUGGCGGAGUCAGCGAAGAGCAGUGACAAGGACGGCGAUUGGCAGACUGGCAGGGGAUUGUUGGACGCGGCGAUUUAUGGCGGUCGUUUGCAAAACGAUUACGAUAUGAGAGCACUGUGCUCGAUUGUUCGUGACGUCUGGUGUUCCGAGGUGUUUCGCGGCCGGAGGAAAUUGGCCGGUGUUCUGAGGAUGGUUGAUGGCUCGUUCGAGGAGAUGGCCAAGACUCUGGAGACCGUUCCGGAUAAUGACUCGCCCAAAGAGUGCUUUGGAUUACCGGCGAACGCGCACAGAGCUUGGGAGAGGACUGCUGCUGAGGCUGCGUUGUCGCAUUUGAAAGGUUUGUCGACAGUGACUAAUUGUGAACAUUCGCAGGGAAAUUCGUGUUAA